UAUUUUUGUAAACAAUAUUCCAUCAUCUGUCAUCUCGCUGACUCACAUAACAAAUUUCCUCAGUAUUAAUAAUUUUAAACAAAUAAAUAAUUAAUUAAUGACUUAACUAUUAUCAUUCCUAUAAGAAAGGAGAUCGUCGUUUUUUAGUAGUCACAAGGGUGUGGCGAUGGUGGCCAUCCUGCGGAACAGCGUGACCUUAAUUCUGUUAAUUCUUGCAGCAACUGGAUUUAUUUAUUUCCUGUAUUAUUUAAGUGGUCCAGAUAGUCGCCUCCAACUUCCCCGUGACCUAAAACAUCUCCUCGAAUUGAAAGAAGUUUUGGAAGAAUAUGCGACAAAAAGGGUCGCCUACACGGUCCUCUUCUUCUCCUCGGUCUACUUAUACAAGCAAACGUUUGCCAUUCCAGGAUCAGUAUUUUUAAACUUGAUGAGUGGAGCUUUAUUCGGAGUAUUGAAAGGAUUCCCAUUAUGCUGCUUUCUCUCGGCUUGCGGUGCUUCGAGUUGCUUUCUCGUUUCGAAAUACUUUGGGAAGGAGAUUCUCGUGAGAUAUGCGCCCCACAGGGUGGCAUACUUUCAAAAAAUGGUGGAAAAAAGGCGUGAGGAGAGAGCUUUGUUCAAAUUCCUUGUUAGUAUACGUGUCUUUCCAAUGAGUCCGAAUUGGCUGAUUAAUAUGUGCUCGCCGAUAGUAGGGGUGCCUCUGGGGACCUUUUUCCUCUCCGUCCUACUCGGACUCGCUCCUUACAACUUCCUCACGGUCAAUGCCGGUUCCGCCUUGGCAGAUUUGGACUCCCUCGAUGAUAUCAUUUCAUUGCGCGUCGCCUUCGGACUUGGCCUUCUCGCCGUCGGGAUUCUCAACCCGUUCAAAUUAUUGAACAAGUUUAGAAGACCGAAUAUUAAAGCGACCUCCUCCACGACUAAUCUGCUCCUCCCAGAGUCCUCGUCGUGAGUAUUAGUAAACAAGAAGAAGGAGACAGUGACAUGCAAUGCAAACAAACACUGCAAAACGUAAAUUAGUAGCGAGCGAUCUUAUCUACAAAGUCUGACGAUUCUGUAUUAAACAAUAUGCUUAAGGUGCUCUUACAUUUCAUCGUAACUUGCGCCAUAGCUAAAUUAUUGGCGUAAGUUAUAAAUGAAAUAUGAAGGCAUCUUUGUAUAAGUUGCUGUUAUCUUUUUAUUUGAUGGUUGAUGAUCCGAUAGUAUUUCUAGCUUUAAAAAAUGAAUAUUUUUGUCAAAUGUGAUUUUAUUAUGCAAUAUUUAUGAAAAUGUAUGUCGAAAGUAUUCUUAUCAUUUCGUGGAAUGAUAAUAAACAAACAAAACCUUCAAAAA
This is a messenger RNA of Folsomia candida, 1323 nucleotides long. Its product is annotated as transmembrane protein 41A. NCBI's taxonomy places the organism in Eukaryota, Metazoa, Arthropoda, Collembola, Entomobryomorpha, Isotomidae. The transcript has 6 exons. The coding region runs from base 167 to 943 and encodes 258 amino acids. The record is from RefSeq and is a predicted model, not a curated record.